UUUUGAUUUAUUUAAGAUUUAUUCAAGCAAUUGCAUUAUUGCUGCGGUGUUCUUAUUAAACAAAAAUCAAAAAAAAAAGUGUCAUUAAAAAAAUGUUACAAGACGAAAGCUUCCCACAUGAUGAAAUUUUGGCCGAGACGACGUUUAUGCAAAAUGUUCAACUUAUAGACAAAUCAACAAAUGAACGACCAACAUCGGCUUUGAGCAGUAAUUCUGCAAAGAGCGACCCAACUGGCUUGGCAGAAAAUACACCGGCCAAUCAAAAUUGUGGGCAGAACAAAGCUGUUUCCUACAAUGAUGUACACUCAGCAUAUACGAAACGCCGCUACAAACAUGUCACGAGCAAAGUGCGUGAAUAUAUAAACAAUCUUAAAACUGAAGAUCAGACGCGUCAAAACUUAAAUAAAUUAAAGAGGCACUGUUCAGUACCUGAAACAUCAGUUUUACUUGAUGCAACUACCCAAAUAGCCGCAGCCACAGGUACACGAGGUGGCAUUAUGAGUUACAGUGCUGGCGAAUUACACAAAUCAGACGAAAGUAAUCUUCGCAUUACUCAUUCUUUAGAAACUUCAACUGGGAUUGCAUCGGGAUCGAGACCAUCAUCUUCCGAAGGUCAGCAUGAUUCCAGUGACGACGCCGCUAUCGACAGAAAUUAUACUGAUUAUUUAACUAGUGAAAACGAGCGGUUACAAUCAUAUAACGAAUAUCAGCGGACAAAACUGCAUGAAAAAAAUGGUGAAAUAAUACGUCUACGCCAAAGUGUUGAUUUUUUACGAUUUGAAUUGAAUAAAUGUGAAGACAAGCUUAGAAAGCGUGAUGAUAGGUUAGGCAGUAAAGGCGCACUUCAUACAUUGAUUCAGCAGUCGUUACAUACAAUACCACUUUAUGAUUACACUGACACAAAAAGUAAUAAAGCAAUACAGACUGAUUUCAUGGUACCACAUACACCGCAAAACACGCCCAUUAGUAUUCUUAUUACACCUGACACGCCUGAUACCAGUAGAAAUACUAACGAAACACUCGAUGAAAACGAUAAUGUUUGUUUAGAAAAUGUGAAUCCGAAUAGAAAGAGAAAAAGACGUUACUUACGUCGACGCUGGCUCCAAUUGUUCAUCCCCUGUACGAGGUGCAAUAACCCAAAUCAAAGUGAGGAUAGCAUCAUACAGCAGACAUUUGCACAGAUACCGCUUUUGGAAAAAAGCUUCGAACCCUGCGGCAAUAUGCGUUAAUACCCAUUUAACCUGAAAUGUGCUUCGGUGGUGGCCAGAAACCACUAAAAAUGUUUUAGCAAUUUUUGUCAUAUUGCAAAGAUUAAAUUAUAAGCAUUUUUUGUUUUCCUAUAUUAGUUAUUAUUUUGUUUUGUUUUUUCUUCGGUGAUCGGUACGGUUCUAUUGUGAAAAAAGUGCGUGUCAUAUGAAAAUGUUAUUUUUUUAGUAUAAUUAUUUAA
Molecule: messenger RNA, 1447 nt
Organism: Teleopsis dalmanni
Lineage: Eukaryota; Metazoa; Arthropoda; Insecta; Diptera; Diopsidae
Product: protein swallow
Exons: 3
Coding region: 93-1229 (378 amino acids)
Source: RefSeq, a predicted model, not a curated record